AUGGAGUUGAGAUACUUGACUCCAAACUACUACCAAGAGGUGCUCAAGAAGGUGUACAUGUUGAGGCAAGGUACCAAAACUGUGGAAGAAUAUUAUGAUGAGUUUGAUAACUUACGGAUGAAGUCUAAAAUUGAAAAGAAUAUGGAAUGUACGGUGAUACGAUUCGUGGCAAACUUGAGGUAUGAUAUCUUGAAGCCCUUGAAACUUAAGCACUAUGAGACUCUUGAAGCGGCUUUCCAUGAUGCCUCGAAGGUAGAAGCAAAUUUGAAAGAAGAAAAGUCAUACAAGGCCAAANAACUUGAGGUAGCAGCAAAUUUGAAAGAAGAAAAGUCAUACAAGGCCAAAAGUUCUUUGACUUCCACAUGGAGCAAAGGUAGAGAUAAUUGGAAGACGACAUCCUCUAGGGAGCAACCUAAAGGUGGAGGUCAAGUUGCCCAAGUCAAGCUUGAUUACAAAUCCAAGGCAAGUGAGCAACCACAAGGAGGUAACUAUGUUAAACCUAACUUUCCUCGACCCUCUACAAUUCAAUGCUUUAGAUGCCAAGGGAGGGGACAUGUUGCUAGUGAGUGUCCAAAUAGGAGAACAAUUGUUGCUCUUCGUGAUGGAUAUAAGACUGAAGAUGAAGAAAAAAUUGAGGGAGAGGGAGAUAGGGGUGAAGGAGAGGAAGGUGCUUCAGGGGAUGAAGAAGAAAGGUUGGACGAGAGGGUGAAUUUUUCUUGCUUCAUGAAGAAGGGAAAGUCUUUGCUUGAUGAUGAUGAAGACUUGAACAUGAAUGUCAAUCUUUCAUGUGUUGUGAGAAGAAUUAUGGGAGCCCUUGCAAAAGAAGAACUUGACCAAAGGGAGAAUCUAUUUCAUGCUAGGUGCAAAAUCCAAGAUAAAGUGUCUUCUUUAAUCAUUGAUAGCGGGAGUUGCACCAAUGUGGUGAGUAGUUCCUUGGUGGAGCGUAUGAAAAUACAAACCAGUAAGCAUCCCAAUCCUUAUAAGCUACAGUGGCUCAACGAGAGUGGAGAGAUGAAGGUCCUCAAACAAGCAAGUAUUCGGUUUAGUGUGGGAAAGUACAAUGAAGAAUUGGUUUGUGAUGUGGUAUCCAUGUUGGUAUGUCACCUACUGUUGGGGAGACCUUGGCAAUUUGAUAGAGAUGUUGUGCACCAAGGGAGAUCCAACAAAUACACUUUUGUGAUUGAAGGUAAAAAGUAUGUGCUUGCACCUCUCACUCCAUAUCAAGUGAGUGAGGACUAUCGGGCUAUGAAGGAGCUUCGGGAGAGAAUAAAAGACGAGGCGGCAAAAGGUGAAGGUGAAAGUUCCACUAUCGUUCCAAAGGAGGGGAGUGCCUUGGUUAAAAAUAAUAAGAACAUGUGCAUGAUAGCAAAGCCAAGCAAGUGUUUAAAGGGUGUGGAUGAGGAAUGCUUUCUAGUGUGCCUUGUCAACACCAACCUUUUGUUACAUGCUAACCAAGAUACUAGGACUUUGCCUAGUAUUAUUUCUUCUCUUUUGCAGGGCUAUGAUGAGCUAUUUCCAGAUGAGAUGCCCGCUCGAUUACCACCCUUGAGGGGAAUCAAGCACCAAAUAGAAUUUAUACCGGGUUCACAAAUCCCCAAUCGUCCAGCUUAUAGGAGUAACCCGGCAGAAACCAAAGAGCUAUCAAGGCAAGUGGUAGAGCUUCUUGAGAAGGAGUUGAUCAAAGAAAGCCUAAGUCCUUGUGCCAUACCGGUAAUUUUUGUUCCCAAAAAGGAUGGCACUUAG
This is a messenger RNA of Solanum stenotomum, 1743 nucleotides long. RefSeq lists its product as uncharacterized. The record is from RefSeq and is a predicted model, not a curated record. NCBI's taxonomy places the organism in Eukaryota, Viridiplantae, Streptophyta, Magnoliopsida, Solanales, Solanaceae. The transcript has 2 exons. The coding region runs from base 1 to 1743 and encodes 580 amino acids. Gene Ontology annotation, molecular function: nucleic acid binding; zinc ion binding.